Messenger RNA from Ylistrum balloti, 996 nucleotides. RefSeq lists its product as uncharacterized. Lineage: Eukaryota; Metazoa; Mollusca; Bivalvia; Pectinida; Pectinidae. The record is from RefSeq and is a predicted model, not a curated record. The transcript has 3 exons. The coding region runs from base 1 to 996 and encodes 331 amino acids.
AUGGACAGAAGCUACUUGUCGCGGAGAAGAGUCAGACCGGAAAACACAAACCCUUCCAAAGUGGGAGGGUGUGAUUUCUGCUAUCAGAAGAAUAUCAAAAUUCGACCACUGCAAUGUCAGAACCAUUUUUAUUGCCAAGUGUGUGAAGAAUUUUGUCCAAAAAUUAGAAAGGGUGAUUUUACCUGUCGGAAGUGUUCACAUCGAACCCGUCAGUUGGAUGACGAAAACAGAAAAAGGGUUGAUGAUUUCUAUGUGAAACAAGAAGGACUGGCUAAACCUAAAGGCUUUGAGGAAGUCAUCAUCAGCAUCGACGGCUCCAACAUCAUCUCGUUUGACGGUGAUGACGACGAGGAAGAUUUGUCAGGAAACAAUACGGAAUGGGAUUUCCUAUUACAAUCCUUAACAAGCAAGGAGCGAAAAAAGAACAACAAAGAGUCAGAGAAAGUACUAGGCAGCAAAAAAUCUAAACCAGACGAAUGUGAAUCGGAAAAACGAAAAGGAAUUAAGAAAAAGAAGCAUAAAGUUGAUUUAGUUUUUCCAAAACUACAUACGUCACCGAACACGUGUUCAGGCGGAAGUGACGAAUCGACUUCGUCUUUGGAUCAAUUGGGAAUCACAGGACUUGCUAUCAAACUUGAAGAGGAACACCCAUCUUCAACUCUAGAAUUGGCCUCAAUUUCAGUACAAGACAGUCCACCAAUAAUUGCUCGCACAAUACAACUACUUCCGGACCAGGAGGGCAUUCGUGCUGAAGAAUGUUUAAACACAGAUUCUCUGUCUGAAAGAGGGACAUCGCCCGUUAAACAGCCUCCCAAAAUGUUGGAUGCUGCCAGUUGGUUGGGUCUCCGAAAAUCGAGUGAGGACAGCAAUCACCCAAUCGAAUUGUACAACAUCGAGGGUCCGUCUUUCAGAGAAAGGAACGCCAGCUCGGGAGGUAGCAUUGGGUCCGCUUUCGAGCGGGAUCUCCUCCAGAAUGACGAUUUCUGGGACUUUUGA